Oikopleura dioica is the source of this 3474-nucleotide messenger RNA. Lineage: Eukaryota; Metazoa; Chordata; Appendicularia; Copelata; Oikopleuridae. The record is from the annotation of a GenBank genome assembly.
AUGGAUCGAGUCGGUCCAAAACUUCUUACAAAAGCAACAAUCUACGGUCAGCAAACAAAUUUUCAACUCGACACCGGCGCUCAGGUGUCCUGUAUUCCUCGAUCUCUUAUCCCGCCAUCAAUGUACAAAGACAUUAUCCCAUCAUCUAUUCAGCUCCAGUCAUACAACGGAAACGAAAUCAAAGUUUACGGCUGCCUUUCCGCGCCCUUAGAAAUCGGAAAAAUUUCACUCAAGAACUGUAUAUUUCAAAUUGUAGGAGACCACUGCUCGCCGAUCCUUGGAACCCCUGAGCUCUCCGAAAACAAUCUUCUGAUAGAUUUGCGAGCAAGCUGCCUUCGUCAAGACAACACAACUGAGCCGAUUAUCAUCUGCAGAAGCCCAGCAGCUGGUAUCAAAGCAGUCACGAAGUCUCAGUUCUUCUCCACUUCAGCAACAUCCGUUUCUCAAAUCACCAUCAAACCAAACUCAUCAGCUUUCAUUGACGUCUGCCUCUCCGAAUCAUCGUCAAGCUAUAUCUGUGCCCUUCCAGAAAAGACAUUUAGGAAUAAAAACUUCGAAAUUUACGACCAGUGCAUCCAACUUAGCAGUCUGCAGAACAAGGCAAGAAUCCACGUUGCAAAUAAGUCAGCGAUCCCGAUCUACAUUGGUAAAAAUGCGGUUAUCUGCCACAUUAACGAGGUGGAAGUAAAAUUGCCUGAAAAAGCAAAAGAAGGAAAAUUCGAAAAUGUUAUCAAAGAACUAUCUAUAGGAGAAGUUCCUUUAGAAAUACGACAAAAAUUAUUGGACCUUAUCUUCUACUUCAUCGAUGUAUUUGCAGUAGAAGAUGAGAAACUUGGGACGACCGAUGCGAUGUCCUAUAGUAUCGACACAGGCGAUGCAGCACCCGUCGCAUCCCAGCGAUAUCGAUCGCCGUAUUACCUACGGAAGGAGAUGAAACGAAUAAUCGAAGAAAACGUUUCAUCCGGACUCCUGGAACCCUGUUCGAGCCCAUGGGCUGCUCCUGUUCUUCUCGUCAAAAAACCAAAUGGAAAAUGGCGGCUCGUGUGCGAUUACAGGAAGCUGAACCAGGUUACCAUAGCUAAUCAGUACCCUCUACCGGAGAUAGAUGGAUUAAUUGAUCAGAUGUCAGAAUCUACGGUUUUUUCAACAGCGGAUCUCUUUACUGGCUUUCAUCAAAUCCCUUGUGAUGCUGAUACAAAACAAAAAGUGGCCAUAACAACUGACUUUGGUCAAUUUACUUGGACUGCGAUGCCUAUGGGGGGAAAAAACGCGCCUGCCGUCUUCCAAAUGAUGAUGGACAAGAUAUUUAAGGACGUCCCAAGCAGCGAGCUUGCAAUCUAUUUGGACGACUUAUGUUUACAUUCGAAGUCAUAUGGAGACAAUCUGAAGACAAUCGAAAAAGUAUUAUCGAUACUUCGGCGAAACAAUUUGAAAAUACGCGCCGCGAAAACCGAGUUUCUUAAACCAAGAGUGAAGUUCUGCGGAGCAAUAAUCGAAAACGGUUUCCGUUUUCCGAACCCUCUCAAAACAAAAGCCGUUCGAGAGAUUGCCCAGCCAACUACAAAAUCAGAAGCUGCAAGUAUCUUUGGACUACUUAACUACCACCGCAACUUCAUCCCGCACUUCGCCUCAAAAGCUGCUCCAAUAAACAUAGCGAUGAGCAAAGGAUUCAAAUGGACAGAUGAAGCAGCAGUUGCCUUAGACAGAUUAAAAAGCGAAAUUUGUGGCAUUGUUGACGCGCUAAAAAUCCCGAAUCCAAAUAUUGGAGAAUUCGCUAUCGAAACAGAUGCAAGCGAAAUUGGAAUCGGAGCGGCACUCUUCUACAGGAAGACAAAGAAAGACAAAUUCUGUCCUGUGGCCUACCUAUCCCAAAAAUUCGAUGACGCACAACGAAACUACAACAUAAGUGAGAAGGAGCUCCUGGCUGGUAAGCGAGCGAUGGAGAAAUGGAGUCAUUAUCUCCUCGGCCGGAAAUUUACCUGGUUUACGGACAAUUCAUGUGUCAACUGGGCGCACAAAAUAAUGAGCCGAAAACUAAAGAUCGCUAAGUGGCUGGCCGAGAUAAGUGAAUUCGACUUCCAAACUAUCAUGAAACCGUCUAAGGAAAUGAAAAUUUCCGACUGUCUUUCUCGCCAAAUCAACGAGCUUCAAAAACCAACGAUCAGUAUUGUUAAACCCCGCGACUUCCUCUUCCUUCAAGAAUCAGAUGGAAUCCUUCGAGAUGUUAUCAAAUUUCAGAAAGCUGAUCGUUGGCCAGGGGAGACGGACUCAGACACCAAAGAACUUAAGCGACACCGGGGCCUUCUUUGCUUCGGAGACAAUGGAGAGCUCGGCAUAGACAAAAACGGAUUCAAAGCAAUACCACCCGUUUCAAUUCACCGAGAAAUAAUGGAGGAGUACCACGACAGGUCGGGCCACCCUGGGAUCACUCAAACGCUUAAAAGUAUCGAGGAGAAAUACUUUUACCCAAACCUUAAAGCAACGGUGACUAACUUCAUUCGAUCGUGUCGAAAAUGCCAGCUGAUGAAGCCGACAACAAAUCCACUCAAUGCCCCACUUGGACAUGUGACUGCACCACUCCAGCCAUUCGAGAAGUAUUCGAUUGAUCUCAUUGGACCCCUACCGAUAACUGACAGCUAUAAAAGAUUCAUUUGUGUCUCCACCGAUCUCUUUAGUAAGAGAACGAAUGCCUCUGCACUACGCUCAAAGAAACCAGAAGAAGUCCUCGACGCGCUCCGAUCAGAAUGGCUCCGUAACCCUCACCUACCGAGAGAGAUUCUUAUGGAUAAUGGAGGAGAGUUCAAAGCAGUCAGAGAAUUUGCAGAAGAAAAAGGACUGCGGGUUCGACUUUCGCCAGCAUACCACCCGCAAACUAACGGUGAAGUUGAGAAUAGGAACCGUACAAUCAAAUCCCGGCUGAAACUUGCCUGUGGCAUGGAAAAUUGGGACGCUUGGUUACCAACAGUCAUUCAUCAGAUGAAUUCAGCACAGCACUCAGUAACGAUGGCCUCUCCGUUCGAAAUCGAAACAGGCUUCAAGGGAGAAAAUUCAAACGACAAGUACCGCCAGAGGCAGACAAGAAACACCAUCAACUUUGAGUCAAUUCGAGAGAAGAUUCAAGCGAAUCAUGAUAAACGACGAUCCUCAGACGAGAAAAUUCACGAGUUCAAGCUAAACGACCUUGUUCUCUGCAAGAAUGUCGACCCACUCGAAAAAAUCUUCAAAUGGUCCGGACCCUUGAAGAUAACGGCAAUCAAAAACCAGGGACUUAGUUUCGACCUAUUAAAUCCGCAAACGGGACGCGACAUGACAAGGCACAUCAGCCACCUAAAGCCAUUUAUCAGCAGACCUGAAGACGACCAACCAAAGGACGAAAAACCAGAAGAUCAAAAGCAACAGACGAACGACGCGAAACCAAAACCGAGGAAAUUCAACAGAAGAACUUCCUACUUCAUCCAGACAAGAAGCCAAUGA